Myotis brandtii (Brandt's bat) is the source of this 761-nucleotide messenger RNA. RefSeq names its product chromosome unknown open reading frame, human C1orf64 (gene SRARP). Gene Ontology annotation, cellular component: cytoplasm; nucleus. Gene Ontology annotation, molecular function: nuclear estrogen receptor binding. The coding region runs from base 1 to 711 and encodes 236 amino acids. Gene Ontology annotation, biological process: positive regulation of intracellular estrogen receptor signaling pathway. The transcript has 3 exons. The record is from RefSeq and is a predicted model, not a curated record. Lineage: Eukaryota; Metazoa; Chordata; Mammalia; Chiroptera; Vespertilionidae.
AUGGGGAACUACAUCCGGGAAGAGGCUGCCAAAAAACGGCUCCUCCUGCCACCGCUCACCGACCAGGCUAGACCAGGUGCUGUGGCAGCAGCGGUGGCCUCAUUAGAAGACCCCGCGGACCGGAGAGACAGCGCCCAAAUCAUGGGCCCUGCGACAGAGCUGGACACCAGUUCAGGUGGGAAGCCGGCCCACCAGCAGAAGGCCAUGCCCGCAGCUCACCAGCAGAAGGCCAUGCCCACAGCUCACCUAACUUUCGUCAUCGACUGUGCUAGUGGAAAGCAGCUCUCCCUGGCAGCACCCCUUCAGAAGGCCGUGCCCGCAGCUCACCUAACUUUCGUCAUCGACUGUGCUAGUGGAAAGCAGCUCUCCCUGGCAGCACCCCUUGUGCCACCCCAAGCCCCCGGUCCUUACCUAGGACCUGUCACCCCUCCAAUGAAGACCUAUAUCUUGUUCUGCGGGGACAGCCAGCCCCCUCUGACUCAGGAGGCCAUCCUGGGUGGGGGGCACAUUGCCCAGGCCAGGGGCACCCUGCCACCCUGCAGUGGGACUGUGGCCCCAGCUUCCUCCUCACUCAGCCCACUAUGCCCCCAGGGGGCCCCUGAAGCUAAGGGGAGCCCCUUAAAGACAAUGCCUACAAGGUAUUUGGCUUGGGAAACAGUCAUGGGCUUGCUCAAAGCUUUCUCCUCCUGUGUCUGUGGGCAGGCAGAUUAACUGGAACAGCCUGACCAUGGCAGGAGGGGGUUGGCCCAUCAGUAGAUGAG